This is a messenger RNA of Suillus subalutaceus, 951 nucleotides long. RefSeq lists its product as uncharacterized. The transcript has 16 exons. The coding region runs from base 1 to 951 and encodes 316 amino acids. The record is from RefSeq and is a predicted model, not a curated record. NCBI's taxonomy places the organism in Eukaryota, Fungi, Basidiomycota, Agaricomycetes, Boletales, Suillaceae.
AUGGUUGGAGGCGCAAUACCAAUGCAUUGUACGCUCGAGCCAUUACAACAAGAACGAGGGAUUGAUGAGAUGGGGGUCCAGUCGGACGUAAGCUCAGAUGAAGCGUACUUGAGAACGGUCGGGGAACAAGACCUCAUGAACGUCGAUAUAAACGCAGACGAACCGUACCUCGGAACGGUCGGGGAACAAGACCUCAUGAACAUCGAUAUAAACUCAGACGGACCGCACCUGGGAACGGUCGGGGAACAAGACCUCAUGGACAUCGAUAUAAACUCAGACGGACCGCACCUGAGAACGGUUGGAGAACAAGACCUCAUGAACGUCGAUAUAAACGCAGACGGACCGUACCUCGGAACGGUCGGGGAACAAGACCUCAUGAACGUCGAUAUAAACGCAGACGAACCGUACCUCGGAACGGUCGGGGAACAAGACCUCAUGAACGUAGAUAUAAACGCAGACGGACCGCACCUGGGAACGGUCGGGGAACAAGACCUCAUGAACGUAGAUAUAAACGCAGACGGACCGCACCUGGGAACGGUCGGGGAACAAGACCUCAUGAACGUCGAUAUAAACGCAGACGAACCGUACCUCGGAACGGUCGGGGAACAAGACCUCAUGAACGUAGAUAUAAACGCAGACGGACCGCACCUGGGAACGGUCGGGGAACAAGACCUCAUGAACGUAGAUAUAAACGCAGACGGACCGCACCUGGGAACGGUCGGGGAACAAGACCUCAUGAACGUCGAUAUAAACGCAGACGAACCGUACCUCGGAACGGUCGGGGAACAAGACCUCAUGGACAUCGAUAUGAAAUCAGACGGACCGCACCUGGGAACGGUCGGGGAACAAGACCUCAUGGACAUCGAUAUGAAAUCAGACGGACCGCACCUGGGAACGGUCGGAGAAGGAGACCUUAUGAAUGUCGACACUAGUUGGAUGGACAUCGACUGA